GUGCUGGAGGGGCUCUUUGGUCCGACAGACCCCACAGGCUCGGUCGGGGCUCUGCAGUGUCAUGCCCGGGAGCCCCCGGACCGCGCCGAGCUGGGCGCUGUUGCUGCGGCUGCUGGCGCUGCUGCGGCCCCCGGGGCUGAGCGAGGCGUGCAGCUGCGCCCCCGUGCACCCCCAGCAGCACGUCUGUCGCUCGGCGCUGGUGAUUCGGGCCAAAAUCUCCAGUGAGAAGGUAGUUCCUGCCAGUGCAGAUCCUGCUGACACUCAAAAAAUGCUCCAGUAUGGAAUCAAACAGAUUAAGAUGUUCAAAGGGUUUGAGAAAGUCAAGGAUGUUCAGUAUAUUUAUACUCCUUUUGACUCUUCCCUCUGUGGUGUGAAACUAGAAGCCAACAGCCAGAAGCAGUAUCUCUUGACUGGUCAGGUCCUCAGCGAUGGAAAAGUCUUCAUCCAUCUGUGCAACUACAUCGAGCCCUGGGAGGACCUGUCCGUGCUGCAGAGGGAGAGUCUGAAUCAUCACUACCAUCUCAACUGUGGCUGCCAAAUCACCACCUGCUAUGCAGUGCCCUGUACCAUCUCAGCCCCCAACGAGUGCCUCUGGACAGACUGGCUGUUGGAACGAAAGCUCUACGGGUACCAGGCCCAGCAUUAUGUCUGCAUGAAGCACGUUGAUGGCACCUGCAGCUGGUACCGGGGCCACCUGCCCCUGAGGAAGGAGUUUGUUGACAUCAUCCAACCCUAG
This is a messenger RNA of Propithecus coquereli (Coquerel's sifaka), 736 nucleotides long. RefSeq names its product TIMP metallopeptidase inhibitor 4 (gene TIMP4). Bases 62 to 736 code for a protein of 224 amino acids. NCBI's taxonomy places the organism in Eukaryota, Metazoa, Chordata, Mammalia, Primates, Indriidae. The transcript has 5 exons. Gene Ontology annotation, biological process: negative regulation of endopeptidase activity; negative regulation of membrane protein ectodomain proteolysis. Gene Ontology annotation, molecular function: metalloendopeptidase inhibitor activity; protease binding. Gene Ontology annotation, cellular component: extracellular matrix. The record is from RefSeq and is a predicted model, not a curated record.